AUCGACCUUCUCUCUAUAAAUCCAACCAAUCCAUACCUCAUUACAGAGAAACAAAGAGAGAGACACACGAGAGAGAGAGAGAGAUGGGUAGAGAGAGAGAGAGAUAUGGGCGUGGAUAAGCCUCAUGCGGUUUGCAUUCCAUUCCCAGCACAAGGCCAUAUCAACCCAAUGCUAAAGUUAGCGAAGCUACUCCAUUCCAGGGGAUUUUACAUCACCUUUGUCAAUACCGAGUUCAACCACAAGCGCCUCUUGCGGUCCAGAGGCUCUGAAUCUUUCAGCCGCCUUCAUGAGUUCAGCUUCGAGACCAUACCCGACGGCCUUCCGCCGUCCGACCGUGAUGCUACCCAAGACAUACAGGCUCUCUGCCAGUCAACAAAAGAAAACUGUCUCACACCGUUCCGCAACCUUGUGACGAAGCUCAACGACACAGGUGGCAUACCUCGGGUGAGCUGCAUCAUCGCCGAUGGGAUCAUGUUAUUUACACUGCCAGUCGCUGACGAGCUUCGCAUACCUGAGGUUCUAUUAUGGACAACGAGUGCUUGCGGCUUCAUGGGCUACCUAUACUAUCGGCAGCUGAUCGAGAGAGGCUUCACACCGUUCAAAGAUGAGAGCUGCUUCACAAACGGAUACCUGGACACUCGCAUCGAUGGGUUACCCGGCAUGAAGGAUAUCCGUCUAAGGGAUUUCCCCAGUUUUAUCCGGACAAUGGAUCCCAACGACUUCAUGCUCAACUUUGCAGACCAAGAAUCACAUAGAGCUUCCAAAGCAUCGGCGGUCAUUUUCAACACAUUCGAUGAAUUGGAGCAUGAUGUUCUAAAUGCCAUGAAAUGCUUGAUUCCCCAGAUUUACACUGUCGGUCCUCUAUCACUUCAAUGCAACAAGAUACCAGACAGUAGCUUGAAGUCGAUUGGAUUGAGCUUGUGGAAAGAAGAAGAUGAAUGUCUUGAGUGGUUGGAUAAAAAGAAGCCUGGAUCGGUCGUUUAUGUUAACUUUGGGAGUAUCACAGUUAUGUCGGCCGAACAGCUGGGUGAGUUUGCCUGGGGGCUAGCGAAUAGCAACCAUUCGUUCUUGUGGGUCAUUCGCCCCGAUCUUGUGGUGGGCGAUGCAGCCAUGUUGCCUCAAGAGUUCUUAAGUGUGACACAGGAGAGGGGCCGGCUUGCAGGUUGGUGCCCACAAGAGCAAGUGCUGUCUCACCCUUCGAUCGGAGGGUUCCUAACGCAUUGCGGGUGGAAUUCAACGAUCGAGAGCAUAUCUGCGGGCGUGCCUGUUAUAUGUUGGCCAUUCUUCGCUGAGCAACAGACAAACUGCCGGUUUUCUUGCACUGAGUGGGGGAUAGGCAUGGAGAUUGACAACGACGUGAGGCGAGAUGGCGUUGAGGGGCUUGUGAGGGAGCUGAUGGAUGGAGAGAAAGGACAGAAGAUGAGGAAGAAGGCCAUGGAAUGGAAGAAGGUUGCUGAGAAUGCUACAAAGAGAGGAGGGUCUUCUGACGUGAAUCUGGACAAACUCAUCGGUGAGAUACUUUGUGCCGUAAAAUACUAGUCUACUCUUAUGGCUAUAAUGGGCAAUGGACAACCUAUGUACACGUGGCGUGCACGUACAUCAAUUUAAACCGUCCGAUUCUUCAGCUCCACUAAAAUUUGACGGUUUGGAUAAAAAGGAUUAAAUGUCCAAAUAACGGUUACAUCCAUCAAUGGGGUUGUACCCAUA
Messenger RNA from Magnolia sinica, 1707 nucleotides. RefSeq names its product 7-deoxyloganetin glucosyltransferase-like. Gene Ontology annotation, molecular function: UDP-glycosyltransferase activity. The transcript has 3 exons. Lineage: Eukaryota; Viridiplantae; Streptophyta; Magnoliopsida; Magnoliales; Magnoliaceae. The record is from RefSeq and is a predicted model, not a curated record. Bases 106 to 1539 code for a protein of 477 amino acids.